AUGGAAAGUCCCCAUAACCAAGCCGCAUGGCUGUCUGCCAGAUCGAAACGACCUCUCGAGGUCCAGUCUGCGCCAUACACCUCUCCCGCAGCCAACGAGCUCGUCGUGAAGAACGCCGCCAUUGCUGUAAACGCCAUGGAGUGGUCCAAGCAGGUCAUGGGCAAUUACAUCUUUGAGUGGAUCAGAUGCCCCUUCGUGAUGGGAAAUGAUCUCGCUGGUCAAGUGGUUGAGAUUGGCGAAGAGGUCAGCGGGUUCAAGCUAGGAGAUCGCGUCCUUGCCCACGCGAUAUCGAUGGACCCCACCAUCAACAAGUCAUCCGAAGGUGCCUUCCAAGAGUACACUGUCGUACACGCCAACCUGACCUCGCCAAUUCCUGACUCUCUUUCCUACGAAGAGGCUUGCGUCCUCCCUCUCGGCCUGUCAACCGCUGCAACUGCACUCUUCCAAACUGACUUCCUGGCUCUUGACUAUCCUACCACCACAAGCAAAGCCGCGAAGUCAACUGUCAAGACUGUUAUUAUCUGGGGUGGAUCGACCAGUGUCGGAAGCAACGCCAUCCAGCUGGCCACUGCUGCAGGAUACGAUGUGAUCACCACAGCCUCUCCCAAGAACUUUGAGUAUGUGAAGGGACUCGGUGCUACCAAUGUGUUUGACUAUAACAGUAAGUCGACCGUCGAAGACAUCAUCCAUGUUCUCCGCACCAAGAAGCCCGUCGGCGCGAUCGCAAUCGGUAACAACUCCACUGAGGCCUGCAUGGACAUCCUCGCAAAGACAGACGGUUCCAAAUUCGUCGCCCAAAUCAGCUUCCCAUUUCCCGAGAAGGCUCCCGCGACUGCCUGGCAACUUUUCCUCUUCAUGAUGGGUUUGAUGUGGUGGAAUAUUACCGUUUAUUUCAAGUCCGUGCGACGAGGUGUUGUGACGAAGUUCGUUUUCGGUAGCUCCCUGGUCCAGAACGACGUGGGUGCUAUGAUUUAUAACAGGUUCCUACCCAACGCUCUGGAAAAUGGGGAGUAUCGCGUCGUUCCUAAGCCUGUUAUCAUCGGAAAGGGACUUGAGCAGAUUCAGGCUGCGCUUGACGUUCACAUGAAGGGCGUGUCGGCGCAGAAGGUUGUUGUUUCGCUUUGA
Molecule: messenger RNA, 1125 nt
Organism: Penicillium arizonense
Lineage: Eukaryota; Fungi; Ascomycota; Eurotiomycetes; Eurotiales; Aspergillaceae
Product: zinc-binding alcohol dehydrogenase family protein
Exons: 1
Coding region: 1-1125 (374 amino acids)
Molecular function (GO): oxidoreductase activity, acting on NAD(P)H
Source: RefSeq, a predicted model, not a curated record